Messenger RNA from Malania oleifera, 435 nucleotides. RefSeq lists its product as uncharacterized. The record is from RefSeq and is a predicted model, not a curated record. The coding region runs from base 1 to 435 and encodes 144 amino acids. The transcript is spliced from 2 exons. Lineage: Eukaryota; Viridiplantae; Streptophyta; Magnoliopsida; Santalales; Ximeniaceae.
AUGGUGGAUUGCAAGCCUAUGAGUACUCCUUUAGAGGCUAAUACCAAGGGUCUUGACAAUGAUGUUCCACUUGAUGAUCCCAGCUUCUACCGAGGGAUUGUUGGAGCCUUACAAUAUCUAACACUUACUCGUCCUAAUCUUUCCUAUAGUGUUAAUUUUGUUUCACAAUUCAUGCAUGCACCCACUAUUGCACAUCUUAAAAUGGUGUGUAGAAUUUUGCAGUACAUCAAAGGGACUAUUUCUCUUGGUCUCAAUUUCACUUCUCACACUAUACUUGAUCUCUAUGCUUUUUCUGAUGCAGAUUGGAAUACAAUUUCCCGCUCUAGCAUUGAACUAGAAUAUAGAGCGAUGGCCCACACUACUGUUGAACUUACGUGGCUCUCAUUCACUUACGUGGCUCUCAUUCAUUCUCAAAGACCUCGGAGUUCCUCUUAA